This is a messenger RNA of Postia placenta MAD-698-R-SB12, 2359 nucleotides long. RefSeq lists its product as hypothetical. The coding region runs from base 1 to 2184 and encodes 727 amino acids. The record is from RefSeq and is a predicted model, not a curated record. The transcript has 16 exons. Lineage: Eukaryota; Fungi; Basidiomycota; Agaricomycetes; Polyporales; Adustoporiaceae. Gene Ontology annotation, cellular component: nucleus. Gene Ontology annotation, biological process: synaptonemal complex assembly; meiotic recombination checkpoint signaling.
AUGACCGUCACGCGUGGGUUCACGGAGGAAGCGGACAAACUAUUAGACUUCUUGGAGCAUGGUAUCUUCGAUGCUCUGCAAAAGCAGUACUUGCGGAGCUUCAUAUUCGCGGUGUACCUAGAUAGCCAUGAUCCGGGCAAUAUCGUAGAAGCGUAUACGUUCAACUUCAAUUAUUACAAGGUACCAGGAACAGACGUCAGUGUCCCCGUAAUGUCACUGGAUGCCGAACUGCAAAACCUGUCUCUUUCCGGAGCGAAGAAGAUGCGGGAUCCUGUAUCAGAGGCGGCAGCAGAAGGCAGAGUGCCUACUCUUGGUGAAGCAUUAAUCAAAAAUCUAAUUCAAGCAACAACGCAGAUGGACCCUUUGCCGAAGCGCCGAUAUGCUACCUUCAAGCUAUUCUAUUACGACCACACCCCAGACGAUUACGAGCCGGCCCACUUUCGCCCUGGAGACGCACAGAAGGACAAAUGGUUCUUCAGCACGCACAAUAAGGAUGAAGUUCCCGAACGAUGCAGCGUUGGCUCGCUAAAAACUGGUCACCACGCUGUUGACGUUCGUGUAGCUUCCGUUUCUGGGUACCUGCCCUCGUCCGAAGACAAUGAUGCGCCAUUCCUCGGAACCACUACCGGACAUGUACAUGCGGCGCCCGCGCUGACACCUGUGGAAGAGGCGGCGAUGAGGUUGCAACAAGUACAGUUGCAACGUGAGGACGCGCUAGCGAGACAUGUGGUGUGGGAUGCGGAUGAUGGUUUGUGCGAUAUUGAUGCCGAUGGCGAAGAAGACCCCGAAUAUGCUGCAGGCUCUGACGACUCCAACGAAAGCGUAUCACUUGGAAGCUGGAGAGUUCAUGAUUCUGGCGUGGAGUUCCUUGAGCCCAUCGGGAUACGCGACGAAGAUGGGCAGAUUGUCCCCUUUCCUAAAGAUGAGGCGCAACGAUGCCCCGCCGAGGAGGUCCAAGCCGAGGAAGCGCAAUACGCCGGAAGACAUGACAAUGUGCCGAAUCAUGUCGCGCAGUUGCCAAAGGGGCGCAAUCCCAGAAGCAGAAGAAUUAUAUCUCCAAUGGCGUCCAUACCGCCAUCAGACAUUGCGCUAUCCACAGCCUCGAGCCAAAAUCCGGAAAUAGAGUCAAUAGAUACCCAGAUGGUCCAACAACUUAUCGUCAAUAAAUGCGUUACAGGAGGCGACUCAGAGAUGCUGGAAAUUGAUACUCAAGUGAUUCCAUCAAGCGUAGAGGACCCUAUUGAUUCUUUCCAAAGCAUGGGAGAUGCGGAUGUGCAACAGGAAGCAAUGGAGACAAGCGAGUCUGACGAUAUGCUGGAUAAGCCACAGGACAAGCCUCCAUGCGGGGAAAACCUCGAAUGUGAAUGCGGCGUACCUUUGGAAGACAGUGACACUUGCUUCUGCGACGGUGGAUGCAAGCGUUGGUUCCACACAUGGUGUAUGGGCUAUCAUUCGGCAAAAGACAGUUGCAUCCCCACACAGUUCAUUUGCUUCGAUUGCCGGGUCAAGGCUGACGAGAAUUGGGACCUCAUUAUGGUGCAUGAUUUAUACCCCAGAAUGAUUGCGCGGUUCAGGGAUCUGGCAAUCUUCCGACGAGCGAUCAAGAUAGCCGAAAUGCACAAUCCAGAGGGACUGUCAGCAUUCACAAAAUUAUUAGGAUGCGACUCUACUGUAGCUGGUCAACAAUUCAAGAGGCUCGAGACAGAAGGCUUCAUCACAAGUGUGACGAAGGAGGUCGAUGACUUCGGUCUCGAGACCAUCGUUCGCGGCAAGAAGGGAAAGAGUAAAAUCAAUGCAGGUCCCAAGACCAGACAGUCGCAGCGUCGAAAAACCCUUCAAAAACCAAGAUACGUAUUUGUGAAAGCAUCUACGAACAAUCAAGCCUACAAGGAUUACUUCGAUCCUAAUCAAGAAGUCGAGAAGCGGCUUCUUGGGGAUCAUAUCGAUGCUGUGCAAACACCGCCAUGCGCAUCGGAGACCGCAGGCGGGUCUAUGUAUCAAAACUGUGCUGGUUCUCAGACCCAAGAGGAGAUUCAAGUACCGGAACCUGUCGUCCAUCCUGGCACAGGGCAGACCACCUGUGAUCAAGGUCGGAAGCGGAAGAGCAACACUCUUGAACAGCUGACAAAAACGACCAAGAAAAUGAAGAUUUCCGUUGGGCCGGGCGUCGACCUCGGCGAUUGAACUGCUUCCGGCUGCCGCGUACUGCUCUCUGUCUGCUGCCGUAUUUGCCUCGUUGCCUCGGCUCUGAACUUUUGCAACAUCCUCUGCUGUGUUCUAUCUAAUGGCCGUUCCUGCUGAUUCUCGGUGCUUCGUACUGCCCGCUUCUGUGUACUUCGCUGUAUGUCAAUGUAACCCU